UUACUUCAAUUGACUGUGCUAUAAAUAGCUUUAAGAUUGUUGGUAUACAUUAUUGUUCUGCAUCUCACAGUUGACUAAUAAUGUCUCAUAUAGUGUCUAUCGACGACUGCAAAACAAUUGUCAGCAAUUAUCUACAAAUUGAUAAUUUCUCAGUAAAAAGUUUCAAAUUACAUCCACAUGGGAAAGACGUCAAUGGAUUUCUUGGUGAGCACUUGUCGCUUCAAAUAAAAAUCCAGUAUCCGGAAGAUGAAGAAGUUCACAAGUUGAAAUUCUUUGCGAAAAGAUUCCCCUACGAACAAGUUCUGGCAACGGAGUUUGCUAAAAGUGUUAAUGCUUUUGGAAGAGAAAUCGCACUAUACGAAGAAGUUCUAAAGGAGUUCAAGAGGACAAUACCUGGCUUUGAAGAUACGUUUAUUGGAAAAUUCUGUUUUGGUACAUACGAUAUGGUGGUGUUUGAAGACUUAUCUGUCAAAGGAUAUACCGUUGCUAAAAAACCAAAUUUGAAUCUCCUUGAUUUGGAGCAUCUUAGACUAGUGAUUAAAGUGCUAGCCAAGUUCCACGCAGGUUCCAUAUUAUUUGAAGAAAUUAAAACUAACGAAUGUGGCUCCAAACAAACAAUAGUGGAUUGCAUCGAUGUUAAAAUGGACGAACCUUUAUUUGUGAACAACAAGGAACUACUAGGUACGCAAUAUUUGAAUGCAAGUUUGAAAGGUCUGCUGGCUUUAAUUGACGAGCUCCCAAAGAACUGCAUGACUAACGAGGCAUUCAAACAAAAACUGGAAGAGCUUCACGCACACAUGUUUGAAAUUAUGGAACCACAAACAAAAUUUAGAAACGUGCUUUGCCACGGUGAUCUCUGGCCGAAAAAUUUUAUGUACAAAUACGAGCAUGAUGUGCCCAUCGAUUGCAAGUUGGUGGAUUUCCAACUGCAAAGAUACUGUCCGCCUGCUCAUGACGUCUUAACAUUAAUAUUUUUGACGACCAACAAAGAAAUGAGGCAACAUCAUUUCCACAAUCUCCUGAGGUUUUAUCACAACUGCCUCAAAGAAGAGCUCAACAGACACGGACUCGAUAUUAAGUCAAUUUUAUCGUUUGAUGAAUUCAAAGUGUCAGUUCAUUAUUAUUUACCCUACAUUAAACUUUUUAGUGCUUAUCAAAUGUCGAUGUUGUCCACAAAUGGUGACUACAUAAAAACAUUAAUGCAGAACAAGGAACAAUUUAAAAUUUUUACUUAUGGUGAUAGGUCACUUUUUAUUAAAGAUAUAUUUAGGGAAGACGAGAACUACAAAUUUUUAAUGAGUGAGGCACUUGUGGAACUUCGGGAAAUUGUAUCUAUACCCAGAGUAACCCGCGAAGAUUGCUACAAAGUGAUGAAUAGGAAACUUGGAUCCUCAUAUUACGUCCUGGAUUCAUUCGAAGUUGUUCCUUACUCCGGUGCUCUAGGCUUUAUGGGUGAAUACUUUAGACUAAAUAUUUAUAUUCAUUAUCACUUAAAGAAGAGGAAGUUUCAAUUCUUUGUGAAGACAAUGCCCGCCAAGCAAUCUGCGAAUGAUAUAGCAACCGCUACUGGAUUAUUUUCUAAGGAAGUUUUUGUGUACGAGAAAUUUUCUCAAAUGGCUAACAACAUGGAUAUCGACUUGAUAAAAGAUUGUAUCAUUGGCUGUUACUACACGAGGCUUAAUGACAUUGAAAUUUUAGAUGAUAUGAGCCUGCAAGAGUACAAAACACUUGGAGUAGCUGAACCACUUACUAUAGACAUGUUAGCAGUUGGUUUGAAGCAACUUGCAAAGUUUCACGCUACUUCUUUGUUGAUAGAAGACAGGAUGUCGGAUCAACUUGACAGUCCCUAUCGUUUAAUCGAUUUGUUCCACGAUUACGUUAAAGAUGUCGCGUUCAACAAAAUGCCAAGCAAUAUCAGUGAGCGUUUUUGGAAAGUAGGUGCCAAUUCGGUAGAGACAGCAAUCGAUCUUUUCCCAGACAUUGCUAAUGAUAAAUUGACUAUCGAAAAUUUUAAAUUAAAAGCUGACAUUGUCCGAGACAGCUUUUAUAGUAAUAGUAAGCCUUCAAAGCAUUUUAGAAACGUAUUGUGUCAUGGAGAUUUAUGGUCAACAAACAUGAUGUACAAAUUCAAGAACAAUGAACCAGUUGAUGCAAAAAUUAUUGACUUCCAAUUCACUAGAUACUGCGUACCAGGACACGAUGUCCUUAGUUUUAUUUACUUUACAACUAGAAGGGAACUAAGAGAAAAAUCUUUGAACUACUUGAUAGAAAUUUACUAUAAGGAGUUAUGCAAAGCCGUAGGAAAAUGCGGUGGUUACAUUGAAGAAAUCUACCCUUAUAAAACAUUCAUGGAAAUGAUUGAGUAUAUAACACCCCAAGUUUUGAUUCAAAAUAUUAUUAUGCAAGAAUUUAUUGCUUGUCCUAGUGAUGAGUUGGAUAAAUUCUUUAGCAUUGAAGAGGCAAUUCAAAAAACUUAUUUUGAAGAUAGAACUGAUCUUAUUCAUCAAAUGUGUAAAAUAUCCACAUUGUAUAAAGAUAUUUUAAAGGAUACUAUACUGGAUUUGUAUGAUUAUUGCCAAAGUGAUUUCAUUUCGUAGUUAAUUCUAGUUAUUUUAAAAAAAUUAAAAUAUAUUUAUGUUUAGCACUAUUAAAUAAACUAUUAGCUGACAUA
Messenger RNA from Aethina tumida (small hive beetle), 2671 nucleotides. RefSeq lists its product as uncharacterized. The record is from RefSeq and is a predicted model, not a curated record. The transcript has a single exon. The coding region runs from base 81 to 2597 and encodes 838 amino acids. Lineage: Eukaryota; Metazoa; Arthropoda; Insecta; Coleoptera; Nitidulidae.